Molecule: messenger RNA, 4055 nt
Organism: Bactrocera dorsalis (oriental fruit fly)
Lineage: Eukaryota; Metazoa; Arthropoda; Insecta; Diptera; Tephritidae
Product: UNC93-like protein
Exons: 7
Coding region: 729-2330 (533 amino acids)
Biological process (GO): regulation of potassium ion transport; regulation of muscle contraction
Cellular component (GO): plasma membrane; striated muscle dense body
Molecular function (GO): potassium channel regulator activity
Source: RefSeq, a predicted model, not a curated record
UUGACCAUUAAACGAGAAGGAGCUCGUCAAAUCAAAUAUAUACUCAACCACCUCAAGUGUAGAAAAAAGCAAACGAUAUACACAUAUACGUACAUACAUAACGGUAAACGGUAUUUAAGAAAGCGUUAGCAAUAAGUGAGCAUUAAUAAACAUACAAACGUCGGCAAGCACUCAACUAGUGAAGGGUAUUUGCUUGUUAAACGCGCAUAAAGUGUCUUAAGUUGUUGAGAAGAACGUUGUACAAAUCUAUAUAGUACACAUAUAUCACCGCAGAUAAUAUAUAAAAGUUGUACAAAUAUAGCUACAGAUAAUAUAUACAAGUUGUACAUAUAUAACUACAGUUAAUAUAUAGAAUUUGUAUAAGUAAAUAAAACACUUGAGGUGAAGCUGAUUUAGUUCAGCAUCGAAUCUAUUGUGUGAUAUUAAUAAAAGUUACUCAUAAGCGGUGUUCGAAAACAAACGUUAUUAACGGUAAACGUGUGCGCCAACAAAUCCACAUUUUGUAAACGUCUCGACAAUUUCGUUUCUUUUGAUACCAACUGCAACAUAUUUCUUCAUGUGAAGCCACAAAAUUGCAGCUAACAACUUUAAUUUAUACAUAAAAAAACCGAACUAGCAAUUGAUAAUAACAAUAAUAAAGAGAGAACGCAACAGUGAGCGGAAAGAGAGAGAGACUAUAUAAUAAGGAGAAGUUAUUCAAGGCUUGUGAUUUAUUUUGAGCUGACAAAAUGACAGGUUUCAGCAACGGAGGUUUCGAAAACGACGAACCAGUGAAGCCAAAAGCUGGUUUUGAGCCAGACACAGCAUCACUCAGAGAGAAAGUUAUUUUAAAUCCGGGCGAAAAAUGGCGCAUUUUGAAAAAUAUCACCAUCAUAUCAUUUGCAUUCAUGGUACAAUUCACAGCGUUUCAGGGCACGGCCAAUUUACAGUCCUCGAUUAAUGCCACAGAUGGCUUAGGCACUGUGUCGCUGAGCGCCAUUUACGCGGCGCUCGUCGUCUCAUGCAUCUUCCUACCCACACUUAUUAUACGCAAAUUGACUGUGAAAUGGACGCUGGUCUUCAGUAUGCUGUGCUAUGCGCCGUACAUUGCCUUCCAAUUGUUCCCAAAAUUCUACACAUUGGUUCCUGCUGGUAUUCUAGUCGGUUUGGGUGCCGCGCCUAUGUGGGCAUCUAAGGCCACCUAUUUGACACAGGUCGGUCAAGUUUAUGCGAAAAUAACCGAACAAGCUGUGGAUGCGAUUAUUGUGCGAUUCUUCGGCUUCUUCUUCUUGGCCUGGCAAACGGCCGAACUGUGGGGAAAUCUGAUCUCGAGUUUGGUGCUUUCGAGCGGCGCUCACGGCAGUAGCGAUUCCAACACAACCAUCACCGAAGAAGAUCUGCAAUACUGUGGUGCCAACUUCUGUGUGCAAUCCACCAAUGGACAUGGCAACUUGAACCGCCCACCAGAUAAUGAAAUCUUCGAAAUCACCAUGAUCUACUUGUCUUGCAUUGUUGCCGCUGUUGCCAUUAUUGCCAUCUUCUUGGAUCCUCUAAAGCGUUAUGGUGAGAAACGUAAAGGCUCACAGUCCGCACAAGAAUUGUCCGGCAUGGAAUUGCUAUCGGCCACCUUCCGUCAAAUGAAGAAACCCAACCAACAGCUACUCAUACCAAUCACCGUUUUCAUUGGCAUGGAACAGGCUUUCAUCGGCGCUGAUUUCACACAAGCUUACGUGUCUUGCGCUUUGGGUAUACAUCAAAUUGGUUUCGUGAUGAUCUGUUUCGGUGUGGUCAAUGCCAUAUGCUCAAUUCUCUUCGGUUCGGUGAUGAAAUAUAUUGGACGUCUGCCAAUUAUUAUACUCGGCGCUGUCGUGCAUUUCACCCUCAUCUCCGUGGAAUUGUUCUGGCGUCCCAGUCCCGAAAAUCCACUCAUCUUCUACGCUAUGUCUGGCUUGUGGGGUGUUGGCGAUGCUGUAUGGCAAACACAAAUUAACGGUCUAUACGGUUUACUCUUCCGUCGCAACAAGGAAGCGGCCUUCUCCAACUACCGUCUCUGGGAAUCAGCCGGUUUCGUUAUCGCCUAUGCAUAUGCUACCACAUUGUGUGCGCGCAUGAAGCUUUAUGUGCUUUUGGCUGUGUUGGCUUUAGGAUGCAUCGGCUAUACUAUUGUCGAGAUUCUGUACAGAAGAAAGCAACGCAAGCUAAAGAAACAAGAGAAAUUGGAGGCUGCCGCCAAGGAGAAGGAAGCCGCUGCCGCAGCAGCCGCCGCCGAGGCUAAUGCCACCGGCGAAGUGGAGGAGACCGACGAUGAGUUGGAUGAUCUCGAAGAGGAUAUUGUUGUGACGCAUUUCUAAGUCCAUCACCGCAUACAUAAACACACACACAAACACAUACUCAUACAUUCACGCAUCUGCAAAACAAAUACGCCUUCCAUAAAGUCAAGCAUCCAGGCAUGUAUGCAUGUAUGUACAAUGCAUAUAUGUAUGUAUGUAUGCAUGUGAAAGUUUGCAUCGGUGUUGGCUGUAAAAGCUCCUUGCUGAAAGCUUAAGAGCACCACAAAUCACACACCCACACACACAUUUAUAGAGACACUCAAACGAUGAAAGCUUUUGUUUUUGUUUGUUAAUCUCGUAUGAGAGCUUUUAAGUGUUGGCGUGUAAGCGUGUUUGAUAUAACUUUUUUGUUUCUUUAUUUAGACUACAAGAAAAGCUCUUUUAUAAAAGGGCGCGUAUAUGCAUGUAUAGAGACAGGGGAAGAGCGCUUGAGACCCCAGCGUGCGGCUUAUCACAAAAAUGCGCAUAAGUCAAAAAUUCAUUUUCUGAAUUUCGAAAGUGACUUUUUGCUAGCAAGCACACGUUUCAAGCCGUCUUCCCCUCACCCAGUUGUUACUUUGUUGAAUUGUAUACAAUUUUGCAUACAAAAAGACACAAGUUUAAAGUAAAUAUUAGCAGAAGUAAUAACAGUUAUGAUUAUUGAAAGCAAUGUGUUAUAAUGAUUAGUAGUUAUUUAGUUCAAUAAGUACAAUAGAAACAUUGCGAACACUUACACAAACACACAAGCACACACAUACACACAAACAACACACGUUAACAUAGAAAAAGACCACUCAUAUAACAUGAUAAUAAGCUUACAAGCCAGGUAAGCGCAAAUUGUAAAUAACUAAAACCGAAAAGUAAUAAACCGAAGUGCGCACAGAAGAACGGAGUUACCAGUAAGAACUGUAGAAAACGAUAAAAGACGAAGAGAAAUUGUUUAAGAGAAAAAUAUUUUAAACCAAAACUGUACAAAAACAAAAGCUGCGCAAAAUGAGAGAUAGAUUUUUGAAAAAGAAAGAAGUUAUGAACUGUGAGGCUAAUGGUGUGCCGUUAAGUGCCUUAAAGGUACGCACACCAACGGCGCUUACAAAAUAAAUGAACAAAAACUAAAUAAAAACACUGUAAACUGUUAAUAGACGUCCGUACCGAAAGGCGUUAUAUAAUUGCAAAACUAAAGUUUGCACAAAAAUUUUGUGAAAAAGUUUCCUUAAAGAAGACAAAACGAAAAUGUAAAAGUAUACAAGCUAUUGCCCGAAGAAAAUGGCAAAAAUAAUACACUUACAUAUAUAUACAUACAUAUAAACAUAAAAAUUAGUUUUAAGGUAACCGUUAUGCUCGUAAGAACCCUCUAGUUUAAAAAUAUAUAGGUAUAAAAUGUGAAAUCAACGCUCAAACACUAAAAAAAAUAUUGCAAAAAAAAGAAGCACAAAUUACUAGAAGUGCUAUUUAAAGAGGAAAAGAAAACAAUAUUAUAUAAUAGUAAUACAUAUGUAUUUUUGUGAGUGCGCGCAUAAUUAACAGGAAUUUAAAUUUAUGUUGUUUUUAUUUGAAAUAAAUUUAAAUGCUGUUUUUAUGCGCGCACAAAACAAUUUGUUUAUAAUUUAAUUUUUUGUUUUUGUUUUGCGUCACUUCUUUUGAGAAGCCGAAUUGUAGUAGAAAUAGUAACGUUAGCUUGCGCAACUCAAAAAAUAUUCCUGAAAGUAAAAAUUAAAUUUAAAAAAAUUAAUUACACUAAUUAAAAUUAAUUACAGUAAUUAAAAAAAU